AUGAAUCGAGGUCUAGUGCUGCUGGUAGUACUUAAAAUGUUUGCCUUAGGCGAGUCCCGUUUCGCUAAGAUAAAUAUUAACCUGGGAUUAACUGUGGCUGAUGAAUCACCCAAGACGAUUACCGAGGAUAUGAUUCGUCUGUGCGGCGAUCAAACGGAUGUAUCUCUCAGGGACCUGCACAAACUUCAGCAGGAGGACUUUUCGGAUCCCACGGAAUCGAUUCAGUGCUUCACCCAUUGUCUCUAUGAGCAAAUGGGUCUCAUGCACGAUGGCGUUUUUGUGGAACGAGACUUCUUUGGGCAGCUCUCGGAUGCCAGUAAUCCUGAUGUCUGGCCAGAACGUCAGUGCCACAUGAUAAGUGGCAGCAACAAAUGCGAGACUGCCUUUAAAAUCCACCUGUGCCGGCAGAUGAUGAAGCAGCAGACACAGAUCACCUUGGCCGGGAAGGAUGUGGAGGUCACGACUCCAUCGGAGACCACCGAGCCAAUGCCCUAG
Molecule: messenger RNA, 495 nt
Organism: Drosophila subpulchrella
Lineage: Eukaryota; Metazoa; Arthropoda; Insecta; Diptera; Drosophilidae
Gene: Obp47a
Product: general odorant-binding protein 56a
Exons: 2
Coding region: 1-495 (164 amino acids)
Molecular function (GO): odorant binding
Source: RefSeq, a predicted model, not a curated record